GGGGGGGAAUUCAUCUGGGCUGAACAUGCUGAAUAAGCUAUAGAAGGUGGUGGUUUCUCUUUCAUUCUGUGCCAAAACAGUGCAUUCAAAUAUUUCCUGGCGGAAGUCUUCGAAAACAAAUCAUGAUUGUUUUUUCCAUUUUAAUCGGCGCUAUAAAAUGUUGUUUAACCAGUGUCAAAAGAUUUAUGAUUUGGAACGACUCGGGUGUCAUUUUAUGUCUCUGCUCUGUUCACAUAGUUUUCUUUACGUUUGUUAUAAUGGAGCGUAAAUAAAAUCAAGAUGCCAAUAUCAUAUCACGUAUAGCACUUAAAUCGCACAAGCAUUUUGAUAUUCUGUGAAUAUUAGUAUGACCUGUGAAAUACUAAAUGCCAUUUGUUUUACUGCCGCUAGGUUCGCUUUCAAAGAUUUCAGAAAGCAAGAGGUGUGAUGUAGAUUUGAGUAGAUUAUAAUAUCAUUGUCGUGGUAUUGGUGUUGAAAUUGAUAACGCAAGAAAAUAUUGCAAAUAUUAUAAUAUACAUACAGUGGAUGUGAGGUUAGUGAUAUAUUCACGCGUUUAACCUGCAAUUAUCUUAAAUUCUGUAGGAUGUGUUACGUCUUUACUUUCGCACGAUCACAGUACUUGAAACAGCUGCGAAAAAGAGACGUUGACUGUUGUCGGGUCAUCAGUAAGUAGCCGGUUGUAUGAUGGUUAACAGAGAGGGAAGAUUACUUUUAACCUAAAUCGUGAUAUGUGUGUUGAAUUGUGUUUGUAUUUCUGUAAGACGUGAAUCUUUAAAAUUGGUUUGUAACUGUGAAGCUUCGCGUGUAUCGAAUCUGUGUGCAAUAUGUAGGUGUACAUUUUUCGGCAUUGGCCCACGCACUCUUUGACAAGUGGGUACGCAUACAUGAAGAUAUUUCUGAAUUAAAAUAAAGUAAUGUCUACAAGGGAGUUAUAUACAAAGGGGGCUCGGGUAUGGAUCCGACAUCCUGACAGGGUGUGGGAAGGGGCUGAGGUUGUCCAAGACUACAAGGGAUUAACAAUAAAAGUAAAAUCUGAAGAUGGAGCUGUACAUGAUCUUGAGGUAAAAACAGAUGAUGACCUGCCCCCUCUACGAAACCCUGACAUCCUGAUAGGGGAGAAUGAUCUCACAUCAUUGUCAUACCUCCAUGAACCAGCUGUGCUUUAUAAUCUACAAGUACGAUUCUGCAGGCAGAGUGCUAUAUAUACAUACUGUGGUAUUGUAUUGGUUGCCAUUAAUCCGUAUGAUGAAUUGCCAAUUUAUGGUAGUGAUACUGUUUGGGCCUACAGAGGGCAGGCCAUGGGUGAUCUUGAUCCUCAUAUCUUCGCUGUUGCUGAAGAAGCCUACACUAAACUGGAACGAGAAGAAAAUGACCAAUCUAUUAUUGUAUCAGGAGAAUCGGGUGCUGGUAAAACUGUAUCUGCAAAAUAUGCCAUGCGAUACUUCGCUACAGUUGGGGGUUCUUCUACAGAAACACAAGUUGAAAAAAAAGUCCUGGCUUCAAGUCCUAUUAUGGAGGCAAUUGGAAAUGCAAAGACAACUCGCAAUGACAACAGUUCACGAUUUGGGAAAUUUAUUGAAAUUCACUUCAACAAGCAGUUUCAUAUCCAGGGUGCCAGUAUGCGGACAUACCUUCUGGAGAAAUCCAGGGUGGUAUUUCAGGCAGCUGAGGAGCGGAAUUACCACAUCUUCUAUCAGCUCUGUGCAGCCAGAGAUUUGUUACCAGAACUUCAUCUUAGUCACCAAGAUAAUUUUCACUACUUGAACCAAGGUGCAAACCCAACGAUAGAUGGUGUGAAUGACGCCGAAGCAUUUGAAGAAACUACAAUGGCCCUGUCAUUGCUAGGCUUUAGCCAAAGAGAACAAGCUGAUAUGUUUAAAGUUCUGGCAGCCAUCUUGCAUCUGGGUAACGUGACAAUUAUGGACGCCAUUACGGAAGGAGUCGGAGGUGGCGGGGAUAGCGAAGGCAGUGCAAUUCCGGCAAAUGACAAGCACCUGCUACUACUGGCGGAACUGCUGCAGCUGGAUGCGAGUGAGAUGAGGAGUUGGCUAUGUCACAGGAAGAUUGUCAGCAUGCGUGAGGUGUUCUUCAAGCCAAUGACAGUUACAGAGGCUGUGGGUGCCCGGGACGCUCUUGCAAAACACAUCUAUGCUGAGUUGUUCAAUUGGAUUGUGACGGUUGUAAAUAAGUCUCUAGAGAGUACAGGCACCUCGCAGAGAUUCAUUGGUGUACUGGACAUAUAUGGGUUUGAAACAUUUGAUAUAAACAGCUUUGAACAGUUUUGUAUCAACUAUGCUAAUGAGAAAUUACAACAACAGUUCAACCAGCAUGUGUUCAAACUGGAACAAGAGGAAUAUCUGAAAGAGGAAAUAGAGUGGAAAUUCAUAGAUUUCUAUGACAACCAACCAUGCAUUGAUCUGAUAGAGACAAAGCUUGGCAUACUGGACUUAUUGGAUGAAGAGUGUAGGAUGCCAAAGGGUACUGAUUCAUCGUGGGUGGAAAAACUGUAUAGCAAGUGCACAAAAUGGAAACAUUUCUCAAGACCAAGGUUUGGUACAACCGCAUUUCUGAUCUACCAUUUUGCGGACAAUGUCACAUAUCAGAGUGAUGGAUUUCUGGAGAAGAAUCGUGAUACUGUUCUUGAAGAUCAAAUUAAUGUUGUUAAGAAUGGACAGAAUAAACUUGUGAGGAAGUUGUUUCAUGAUGAGCUGGAAGGUAGGAAACUGAAAGUCCCAGCAGCUAAAGUAAAAGUCACUGUUGCAAAGCCAACAGUACCAGUGUCAUCAAAACAGCACAAGAAAACGGUUGGAUCACAGUUUCGAGACUCUCUUAACAUGCUCAUGACGACUCUCAAUGCCACCACACCUCAUUACGUUCGCUGUAUAAAACCAAAUGAUAACAAGGUGCCAUUUGAAUACAACCCAGUGCGAGCUGUACAGCAGUUACGAGCAUGUGGUGUCUUAGAAACUAUACGCAUCAGUGCAGCAGGCUUCCCAUCCAGAUGGACAUAUGCAGAUUUCUUCCAUCGGUAUCGUGUUUUGUGUAAAUACAAGGACAUACAGAGGAAUAACAUGAGGGCCACUUGUGAAAAGAUUUUGGGCAACUUCAUCAAGGUUGAUGAUAAGUAUCAGUUUGGAAAGACAAAAAUAUUUUUCCGGGCUGGUCAAGUGGCGUAUCUAGAGAAGCUCCGUGCUGACAAACUUCGCCAGUGCUGCAUAAUAAUUCAGAAGCAAGUUCGUGCAUUCAUCUGUCGCAAGAAAUACCUGCGUAAAGUGAAAGCUACUCAGUGCAUUCAGCGUUAUGUGAGAGGCUUUAUUGCUAGAAGACGUGUUUAUCAUAUUCGCCGUAACAAGGCUGCAACAACUAUUCAGCGACAUAUACGAGGAUGGCUUAAGAGGACUCAGUUUGGGAGAAUUAAGCUAUGUAUAUUGGGUCUACAGGCUCGAUCUCGAGGGCUAUUGGCAAGAAGACGUUAUCAACAGAUGCGAUACAAUCACAAGGCUAUUAUCAUUCAGAAGUAUGUGCGUUGCUGGCUGGCACAAAAGAAAUACCAACACACCAUACAUCGCAUCAUUACUGUGCAAUCAGUGGUGAGGCGGUGGAUGGCGAGACGUCUGUUCAAGAAACUGAAGCAGGAGGCUAGGUCUGUUGAACAUGUCAAGAAACUGAACAAGGGCCUUGAGAAUAAGAUCAUUUCUUUGCAGCAGAGGAUAGAGGAACUGGUGAAAGAAAAUAAUAUUCUCAAGUCUACACAGCAUGAACUUGCAGAUCUACGGAUUAAGGUCGAGUCUCUUAAGGGCCUGGAAGCAGAGACAAAACGCAUCACCAUCGUACUUAAUGAUAAGGAACGUGAAUUGGAAGCUGUUGUCAGAUCACUCGAGCAUGAACAAGAUGAGAAGGUCGAUUUGGUUAAUGAGAAGGAGCGCAUUGAGAAGGAACGCAAAGAGGAACUGGAAAUAAUGAAUUCUGAAAAUAUUAAGCUUAAGGCUGAGCUAGAUGAGCUGAAUGAGAGAAUUAAGUCUAAUCAGAUUGGGGCAGAAAAGUUCAUGAAGACACGGCUAGAAGAGGAGAAAUUAUUCUUGAUAAGGGAGCAUGACCAAGACCGUGAUGCGUACCAGAAGCUGCUUACUGACUAUAAUGCCUUAGAACAGCGUAGUGAGAUGCUGGAGAAGGAAAUCGGUCGUCUGCAGAGGGGCGGAGCUAAUGCUUCUGGUGGCAAGAAGGGACAUGAAAGAAAUCUGUCUGAUGCCAGCACUGCCAGUGUUACAUCUGAAUUACCAGAUGAUGAUUAUGGUUACGGCUCUGUAAGGUCAACAGUCAGCGCUUCAUCGUUUGGAAGUCACCAGAAACUGGAAAAUAUUGACUGGAAUCAGCAACAAGGAAGUAGGUCUGAGACAGUCAGCCCUGAGAGACAGAAGCCUUCAGAACAGACUGAUGUUGCACUCAUGCUGAAGUUGCAACAGAAGUUGAAGGAUGUCGAGAAAGAGAGGAACCGGCUGCAGGAGAGGAUUGAAUGUCUAGAGAAGGAAGACAGUCCCAGUGAUGAUGCAACAAGGACUCACGACACUUUCAAGUUACAGGAACUGGAAAUGGAGAACUCCAAACUGAAGACUGAUCUUGCAGCCUUGAGGAAGGUCACUGCAGAUGGAGAAACAGGAGGCCAGGAGCUUCUAAAACAACUAGAAGCUUCUCAGUUGGAAUUGGAUCGUCGCCGAGAGGAAUGCAUCCAGCUGCACAGCGUGUUGUCAAAUCAGACAAAGGGACUGAAGAGUGUUGCGAGUAACAACUACAGUAGCCAUAUUGAUAUUAUUAAUGAAGAUGGAGAACUGGUACUGGCCUUUGAAGCUCAGAAGAAAAUUAAUAGGCAACUUGAAGAUGAGCUGCAGGCAGAGAAAACUCGGUGGCAGGCUGAACGGAAUGAAUUUAUGCAGGAGAUAGAGAGGUUAAAGGAGGACAACGACCGUCAGCAGAAGCUACUUUCCGUUAACUUGAUGAAGAGUCCCCAGACACAGACUGAGGCAUUCAUGCAGCAUGAAAUAACACGUCUCACAUCAGAAAAUCUUGAUCUGCAAGAAAAAUUUGAUGUUUUGUCAGAACAAUGUAGAAAAUACAGGAAACAGAUUAAGCUUCUUGCAAAAAAACUAAAGGAUGCAGGAGUAACCGAAGCUGUGAAUGAUGGUGAUGCCGUUUCUUCCCCUGCUGGCAUAUUACCUCAGGACCAACGCAGUAACCUGCCUGUGGUGCGUAAGAAAGAACGUGAUUACUUGGGCAUGUUUGAAUAUCGCAAGGAAGAUGAACAGAUCAUUGUCAGACAUCUCAUAUAUGAUUUGAAACCCCGUGUGGCAGUGAGUCUCCUGCCAGGGUUGCCAGCAUACAUCUUGUUCAUGUGUAUCAGGCACACGGAUUUCACAAAUGAUGAUGAAAAGGUUCGGUCGCUUCUGACAGCUACCAUCAACACUAUUAAGAAGGUCAUUAAGAAGCGUCAUGAAGACUUGGAUACAACAGUCUUGUGGCUGUCGAACACGCUGCGAUUGCUGCAUAAUCUGAAGCAAUACAGCGGUGACAAGACCUUCCAGGCUGAAAACACACCCAAGCAGAUUGAACAGUGUCUACACAACUUUGACUUGUCAGAGUAUCGGCAAGUCUUAUCUGAUAUCGCCGUGUGGAUUUAUCAGGGUGUGAUUCGGCACCUGGAAGAAAGGGUACAACCCAUGAUUGUGCCAGCCAUAUUGGAGCAUGAAGCAAUAUCAGGUCUUUCUGGCCAGAAACCUGGAGGCAUGCGAGGUCGGGCAUCAUCUGUUGUUCGGGAGCCAGAGUCACCAGUGGACAUCCAGAAGGCUCUGGAUACGUUACUGCAGGAAUUGUCUUCAUUCCAUCGCAGCCUCGGUUUUCAUGGAGUGGACCCGGAACUUAUUGUUCAGGUCUUCAGACAGUUGUUUUAUUUCAUCUGCGCAAGUUCUUUGAACAACUUGCUUCUGAGGAAAGACCUGUGCCACUGGACGAAGGGCAUGCAGAUCCGAUACAAUCUGUCGCAUCUUGAGCAGUGGAUCAGGGACCAGCGAAUGCAGGAAACAAAUGUGCCGGACACAUUGCAACCCAUCAUCCAGGCCGCUCAAUUGUUGCAGGCUAGGAAGACAGACGAAGAUGUUCAGAGCGUCUGCGAUAUGUGUGACAAGCUAUCUAUGUUUCAGAUAAUCAAGAUUCUUAACCUUUACACACCUGCAGAUGAGUUUGAGGAGCGCGUUCCAGUCUCUUUCAUACGGAAGAUUCAGGCAACAUUACAGGAACGCACUGAAUCGCAGGAACAGGCUGCAUUGCUUAUGGAAACAAAAUUCAGCUUUCCAGUUCGAUUCCCGUUCAAUCCAUCGAAUAUUCGUCUGGAAGACAUUGAAAUCCCAGAGUGUUUGAACCUUCCUAUGCUGAAGAAAGUUUAGAAGGGAAGUAAUUAUAGUAAUACUAGUGAAGAUAAAGUUUAUAUUUUGCUAUCCGGUCACAUCCUCAUGUGUCUUCAGUCAGCAAUACAUGGUCUUUGUCUUCAGUAAGUCAGAGAAUAGGCAGCCAUAGUAUAUUAUUAAUAAUACAAUAACAUUCCAGCUGUGCCAUUCCAUGUUUAAAUGCAUAUAAAUAAUAUAUAUAUAUAUAUAUAUAUAAUACAAUGAUAGGCCUUGUUUUAAAUUAAUGUGCAUUUGUUGAUAUAUUUACAUGUUAACAGAUGCACGCACAACUUCACUGAACUUUUGUUCUGUGACAACCACAUUAUAAUUUGAUGCUACUAUUAGUUUAAUUAUACAUUAUUUUUGGGUAAGUUGUAGGAAAAUAAUUGCUACAAAAUUUCUGUUUGUGAUAAAAGUGUGUGUUAAUGUUGCAAAAAAAAAAAAAAA
Messenger RNA from Zootermopsis nevadensis, 6881 nucleotides. RefSeq names its product dilute class unconventional myosin (gene didum). Gene Ontology annotation, cellular component: actin cytoskeleton; myosin complex; membrane. NCBI's taxonomy places the organism in Eukaryota, Metazoa, Arthropoda, Insecta, Blattodea, Termopsidae. The record is from RefSeq and is a predicted model, not a curated record. Gene Ontology annotation, biological process: actin filament organization. Gene Ontology annotation, molecular function: ATP binding; actin filament binding; microfilament motor activity.